Pseudovirgaria hyperparasitica is the source of this 1774-nucleotide messenger RNA. RefSeq lists its product as uncharacterized. The transcript is spliced from 4 exons. Bases 135 to 1721 code for a protein of 528 amino acids. Gene Ontology annotation, molecular function: protein binding. NCBI's taxonomy places the organism in Eukaryota, Fungi, Ascomycota, Dothideomycetes, Acrospermales, Acrospermaceae. The record is from RefSeq and is a predicted model, not a curated record.
CACUGUAUGCCCGCGCGAGCACCUCCGACUCCGAUGCCGCCCCUGCAUCAUCAGCCCUAUCAGCGGAAGCAAAAGUCCGAGGCACGUCCGACUGCAGUCGGAACGCUGAUACUGCUGCUCCGAGUCUGCCUCCGAUGGCAGACGGGGAUGGUAAAGACGGUACCACCGCUCCUUCACUUCAUGCUUCCUCCACUCCACAACAACACCUAAACUCCACCAUAAUGCCAAAUGAUAAUAACGAGCAGUCGGCUCUGUUGACCCUGCCCUCGGAGAUCCUGAUCCACAUCUUCGAUCUCAUCGACGAGAGAAACACUCUACUCAAUGCCAGCAACACGUGCACCCGCCUGCGCAAGUUCGCCCAAGAACACAUCUAUCGCGACGUCCUGAUCCGCACCGGCCAGGCCGCGCGCCGCAUGAACAGAGACCUAGCCAACAACCCGAUCCGGACUCGAAACAUCCGCCGUCUAGCCAUCCGCUACCUGGCCGAAGACCAGGACGGAAUCGAAGACAUCAAUCCCAGGAUCCGAGAAAUGAAGCAUCUCCGCCAUCUCUUCAUCGAGACGCCCUGCUGCAACGACAUCCAGUGGCGGCCCCAUCUCGAGGGCCAGCGCGAGUGGGCCGAGAAGGGCCGCAUCGACGUCACGGAUCUCUUCCGCAAUGCCACUCUUCUCCGCGAUCCCGCACAUCGAAGCCUCGCAUUCCUCAAGUCCUUCACAUACCACUCCCACGGCCUCGGCAACGCCAAAUACGCCUUCCCAGACCACUCCGUCUUCCACCACCCCACCCUCGAAACCAUCAAACUCUCCUGCCUCGACUUCACCCCAGACCCAUCAACAACCACCACAACAACCCCCAACCACACCACCUCCCUCCGCACCCUCAUCUUCGACGAAUGCAACAUCUCGGCCCCAGCCCUCCUCACCACCCUCCGCCUCCCCCGCGCCCUCCAAACCCUCACCCUCGGCGAACGCAAACACCACUUCCACGACUCCCCGAUCCCCCUCCUCGCAAGCUCCCUCUCCACCCUCCUCGCCGCCCUCGCCCUCCAAUCCCACGCCCUCACCUCCCUCUCCCACGACGGCGGCAGCCCCCACAUCUUCGACUCCGCCGCCACCCCCUCCUCCUUCCGCAAUGCCCUCCCGUCCCUCCACACCCUCGUCAUCGGCCCCGCAUCCUUCCUCCACCGCUACCUCCAGGCCGAAGCCCACCCGCCCCGUCUCCGCGCCCUCGCCCUCUCCGGCAUCCAGACGCACCACCUCGAAUACCUAGAGCAGAUCCUCGAGCGCUACCUCGCGACCUGGCUUCCUGCGCCCCGUUUCGGCUCCGAUACGGCCAUGCCCACCCCCAUGCCCUACGCCCUAGACAUCCACAUGCGGCCCACCAAGGAUGUGGACACCAUCGAGGAUGCCGUGGCCUUGCUCUGGCGCUCGCCCAGUCGCUGUCUCGGCACGCGCUCGUUUGGCGAGAGUAUGGCGCGGCGCGGGUGCAGGGUGCGCGUGUGGGCGAGCUUGUGGGGGAAUUUCAUUCCGCCGUAUAUGUAUGGUGAGCAGGAGCCUGUGGAGGUGGUGGCGUAUGAUAGUAUGGCGGCGAGUGCGCGGUCGGGCGUGGGCGUGGGGGAGGAGGACGUAGUGGAGAUGGAGGAGAGGGAGAGGGAGAGGGAGAGUAAUGGUAGUAAUGGUAGUGGUGGUGGUGGUGGGGAGGAAGGUCGCUGGCGGAUGUAAACGUGCGCGUCCGCCUGUAUAUCAUUCAUGACGGGGUCGUGUAAUAUAAAGUU